AUGGCUGCUAAAGAUCCUAUUCAAAAAGAAAAAGAAUCUCAAAAAGAACAGAUUUACUAUUCAGACACUUACAAAGAUGAAAUGUACGAAUAUCGUCAUGUUAUUUUGCCCAAGGAAAUUGCUAAGAAAGUACCUAAAGGUCGACUAUUAACAGAACAUGAAUGGCGACAUCUUGGUGUUCAACAAUCUCUCGGUUGGGUUCAUUUUAUGAUUCAUGAGCCAGAACCUCAUAUUUUGAUAUUUCGCCGUUCACUAAAAGUUAGUCAACAAGUUCAACAACAACGAGCUGCAGCAGCUGCUGUUCAUGCUCAACAACAACAGUUCAGUGCUGUACAUAUGAAAUAA
This is a messenger RNA of Rotaria sp. Silwood1, 345 nucleotides long. The record is from the annotation of a GenBank genome assembly. NCBI's taxonomy places the organism in Eukaryota, Metazoa, Rotifera, Eurotatoria, Philodinida, Philodinidae.